AUGGCGAGGCGAAUUCUGGCCUUUGCCUUGGCGGCUGCUGUGUUGACUAAGGGGGUGUUCGCGGAGGAUAUCCUACAGACCGUGGGCUUCACCAACUGCAACCCAGACUCGAAUAUCACGGUGGAGAGGGUCGACAUCACAUACAACAAUGACAACAAAACGGUCACGUUUGACGUUCUGGGAUCGAGUACGAAGGAGCAGAAAGUCAUUGCCAUCUUGAACGUGACAGCGUACGGGCAAAACGUUUACUCUAACACCUUCAACCCCUGCGACAACGGCACCUUUGUGGAGCAGCUAUGUCCUGUUCCUGUUGGCACGUUUGGAGCUCGGGGUACUCAGCAGAUUCCAGCUGCGUAUGCUGAUCUCGUCCCCUCCAUUGCCUUCCAGAUUCCCGAUAUUGCGGCGAUGGCUACGCUCCAGCUCAAGCCGUUGGAUUCUACUGACCCAAACGAGAACGCCGCUUGCAUUCAGUCUGAGGUCUCGAACGGCAAGACUGCCAGCAUCCCAGCUGUUUCUUAUGUUGCUGCAACGGUGGCCGGUGCUGCUUUGGUUAUGGGAGGCGUUACUGCCGUGGGCGCAGCUUUUGCUGGCAGUGGUGCGGCGGCCGGAAGUGCUUCGGCAGGAGGAAUGGGUACCAUCAGUCCCAGCUUCACGGAGGUGUUUGGGUGGUUCCAGGGCAUGGCCAUGAACGGCAUGUUUUCCGUCGCCUAUCCCCCUGUUUACCGCAGCUUCACCAAGAACUUCGCCUUCUCGACCGGUCUCCUUCCCUGGACUCAACUUCAACUCUCGAUUGACAGCUUCCGAAAUGCUACGGGCGGAAAUCUGACCGAGGACAGCGUCCAGUUCCUGCGCAACGCCACGUUGGUUUUCCCGGAUGGUACGACUCAGUCCACCAACAGCUCUACUCUAAAGUUCAAGAGAGCGAUUGAUGACUUUGUCUUCCUCGCUUCUCGACAAAUCGAGACGACCGUCAACACUACAGCCCCUAACGCUAAUGUCACUGCCGAUCCUAACAGUUUCACUAACAGCAUUCGUGUUGCUGUAAGCGGUAUUGAGGGAUACGUCGAGCAGCUCAGCAUCCCCUCUGCGAACACCUUCAUGACAGUUCUUUUGAUUGUCGCUAUCGCUAUUGCUGCUAUCGCUGUUGGUAUUUUGUUGGUCAAGGUCAUUCUGGAGUUUUGGGCUCUGUUCGGCAGUUUCCCUAAGGCGCUCAGUGGUUUCCGCGAACAUUACUGGGGCUCUAUUGCUCGAGCCAUCACCACCUUGAUCCUGCUCCUCUACGGCGUCUGGGUGCUCUACUGUGUAUUCCAAUUCACUCACGGAGACUCGUGGGCAGCAAAGGUUCUGGCAGGUGUCACCCUAGCCUUGUUCACUGGUGUCCUGCUCUUCUUCUCCUGGAAGAUCUGGAGCACGGCCCGUAAGCUGAAACAGGCCGAAGGUGACGCCAGCGGUCUAUACGAUGAUAAGGACAUCUGGGUCAAGUACAGUCUGUUCUAUGAGUCGUACCGCAAGGAUUACUGGUGGAUCUUCGUUCCGACAAUCAUCUACAUGUUCAGCAAGGGCUGCAUUCUCGCUGCUGCUGAUGGCCACGGAAUGGUCCAGACCAUCGCACAGCUCAUCAUCGAGGCACUCAUGCUCGGUCUACUUCUUUGGAGCCGUCCAUAUGAGCGCAAGUCUGGUAAUGUUAUCAACAUCGUCAUUCAGGUCGUUCGUGUGCUUUCUGUUGUAUGCAUUCUUGUCUUUGUCGAGGAGUUCGGCAUCGCGCAGACAACACAGACCGUCACGGGUGUCGUCCUGAUUGCGGUCCAGUCCGCCCUGACUGGCAUUCUCGCCAUCCUUAUCAUCUGGAACGCCAUCAUCGCUUGCUGCAAGGAGAACCCGCACCGCAAGCGCCGCAAGGAGAUGGAGAAGAUGCAGCGUGAUAUGGAUGUGCUCACACCCCUCGACGCUCGCAACUCCCUCCUUCUGGACCGAAAGACAACCAACCUCACCGAGAACACCGACACUUUCUCGAUGACGAAGGCAAACUUGGCUGUCGAUACCAAGGUCGUGCCCAUGCGCGAUGCCUCGCCAGAGCGCUACCUCGGAGCAGAGCCAGCAAACCCCUAUUCCGCCCACUCGCGGAAUGGAUCUGGCAGCAGCUUCAGACCUCUGACACCACAAACACCCGUUGGCGGUGAUCGAGCCAACUUGCUGUCGAAUGCCACGCCGCUUGGCCGUACCGAUCCCGCCAGGCAGCCGACGCUUCCCAGCAUGGGUGGGUAUGGGAAUAGCCAGUAUGGCGGGCGUCCCAACAACGCCUUCCAGCCUACACCCCAGUACAACGGCUACAGUCAGAACUCGUAUGGGCAAGGGGGCUAUGGUGGUUACAACAACAACAAUUACAAUAAUCAGUACCGAGCGCCAUCAAGAGGAGGAUUCUAA
Molecule: messenger RNA, 2424 nt
Organism: Phaeoacremonium minimum UCRPA7
Lineage: Eukaryota; Fungi; Ascomycota; Sordariomycetes; Togniniales; Togniniaceae
Product: putative transient receptor potential ion channel protein
Exons: 2
Coding region: 1-2424 (807 amino acids)
Biological process (GO): fungal-type cell wall biogenesis; transmembrane transport
Source: RefSeq, a predicted model, not a curated record